Eucalyptus grandis is the source of this 1585-nucleotide messenger RNA. RefSeq names its product probable polygalacturonase. NCBI's taxonomy places the organism in Eukaryota, Viridiplantae, Streptophyta, Magnoliopsida, Myrtales, Myrtaceae. Gene Ontology annotation, biological process: carbohydrate metabolic process. Gene Ontology annotation, molecular function: polygalacturonase activity. The record is from RefSeq and is a predicted model, not a curated record.
CACUUCCCUUUUUUCUGCCUAUAAAUACUUCAUCCGUCACACCCACUCUGCACAAAACACCCGAAACUGUAUCGCCUACCGCAACCUCGAACUCGCCCGGGAUGAUGAUGAAGAUGACGUCGCUUCUCUCGGUGGCGGUUUUGGUGUUCUUGGCUUAUGGAGGGGCGGAGGGAAGGAACAUGAGGAGGCUGGACGCGUUGGAGUACACGGCGAUGAAUUGCCGGGCGCACAGCGCGUCGCUGACCGACUUCGGGGCCGUCGGGGACGGGCAGACGUCGAACACCAAGGCCUUCAAGGCCGCCGUCGAUCAGCUGAGCAAGUUCGCGGACGACGGCGGCGUGCAGCUGUACGUCCCCGCGGGGAAGUGGCUGACGGGGAGCUUCAGCCUCGUCAGCCACUUCACGCUCUACCUCCACCGCGAUGCCGUUCUCCUUGCUUCCCAGGACAUGACGGAGUGGCCUGCGCUCAAGCCAUUGCCCUCCUAUGGCAGAGGAAGGGAUGCAGCUGCUGGGAGGUAUCAAAGCCUCAUCUUUGGCACCAAUCUCACCGAUGUCAUCGUUACCGGGGACAACGGGACUAUUGACGGUCAGGGCGCCUUCUGGUGGCAGAAGUUCCACGGCGGCAAGCUGAAAUACACCCGCCCCUACCUGAUCGAGUUCAUGUUCUCCGAUACCAUCCAGAUCUCGAACUUGACCCUCCUCAAUUCACCAUCCUGGAAUGUUCACCCUGUCUAUAGCAGCAACAUUCUCGUGCAACGCAUCACCAUUCUCGCCCCGGUCAAGUCCCCAAACACCGACGGGAUCAAUCCAGAUUCAUGCACGAAUGUGAGGAUUGAAGACUGCUACAUAGUCUCAGGGGACGAUUGCGUCGCAGUCAAGAGCGGAUGGGAUGAAUAUGGCAUUGCUUUCGGAAUGCCGACGCAGCAACUCAUUAUCCGACGGCUCACCUGUAUCUCCCCCUACAGUGCUACCAUCGCCCUAGGCAGCGAAAUGUCUGGAGGAAUCCGAGAUGUUACUGAAGACAUUGUCGCCAUCAACACCGAAUCAGGCAUAAGAAUCAAGACCGCCGUAGGAAGAGGAGCUUAUAUCAAGGACAUCUAUGUGAAGAUGACUAUGCACACCAUGAAAUGGGCUUUCAAAAUGGACGGAGAUUACAAAUCGCAUCCUGAUAACAAAUAUGAUCCAAACGCGCUCCCAGUGAUCCAGAACAUAAACUAUAGGGACAUGGUGGCCGAAAAUGUUAGCGUCGCCGCUAGAUUCAAUGGAAUCGCAGGGGAUAAAUUCACUGGAAUCUGCAUGGCAAAUGUGACGCUUGGCAUGACUGCCAAGCACAAGAAGUACCCAUGGACCUGCACGGACGUGCAAGGGAUGACAAGUGGGGUCACGCCGCCCCCAUGCGACUCGUUGCCAGACCAGGGGCCGGAGAAAAUUUCGGCUUGCGAUUUUCCAGCUAAUAGUCUGCCUAUUGAUGAAGUACAACUAAAGCAGUGUAGUUACAGUAUGAGUUACUUCUGAGUUCUCUCAUAAACUCGUGUAAACCAAUAUCUGCUUUCUUAAUAGAAAAGCUUCCCUCUGAAUUUCGUCCC